This is a messenger RNA of Echinostoma caproni, 534 nucleotides long. Lineage: Eukaryota; Metazoa; Platyhelminthes; Trematoda; Plagiorchiida; Echinostomatidae. The record is from the annotation of a GenBank genome assembly.
AUGCACCCAGUUAGAAGGGGAAGUAAUGUAAGCAUUCAUCACACCAAAGACGUGGUACUUCGGGUACCAAGGACUGGAGAGCCUUUGAGCAAAUCCACCCCGAAAGUACCAAAGAAUGUUCCAACCAAACGAUAUGUAGGAAAGGGCCUACAGAAGAAGUCUAAAGAAGGCGACGUUGCUGUCCGCAAGGUCAGACCUAACCCGCCACGAACACAUGACAAAGCCCCGCAACUAAGGAACGUACUAGCAGCUGGCAGUGCAGAGAUGGAAGCCACGGUGGUAAUAUGCGACGAGGAUGAUGAUGAGGAUGGGGAUGAGGAUGGGGAUGAUGAUAAGGAUGAUGAGGAUGAUGAUGAGGAGGAGGAGGAGGAGGAUGUUGAAGAUGAUAAUGAUGAGGAUGAGGAGGAGGAGGACGAGGAUGAUGAUGAGAAUGAUGAGGAUGAGGAUGAGGAUGACGGUGGUGAGGAUGAUGAGGAGGAGGAUGAUGAUGAGGUUGAUGAUGAUGAUGAUGAUGACGAGGAUGUUGAGGAAUGA